AUGGGUUGUGAUUGUCGUAGUCCAAUAAAUUGUUAUGAUGACGCAACACGAUACAAAACUAUUCUUGUAAGUAAUGAUAUUUCGAAAGGUACUUCGGAUACAAAGAGUUUUCUUAUACCAAUUCUAUUAUUUGAUUUAAUUGCCUCAGUUCCAAUAAUAAUAUGUGAUAUUAUUUAUGUGGUAAUGCGUCAUUGUGUUCAACCAUUAGUUCAUGGACACAGUUCUUAUCCAUGUUUAUGGAAUUUUGGGACGAUGACAUGUAUUCGAAUCGAUUGUCAUCAUGAACGACCACAAACUAUUUUACUGAUGCGUAAUGCCGACAAAUUUCGAGAUUCAAGAGGUGAAAAAGGAAAUGAUUGUAAAUCAAACAGUCUUCAUCAUCAUUUAUUGUAUCAUACACUUGAAUCGGAACAUGAUAUUGAUUUAGAAACAUUGUCAAAUAACGAAAAAAAAUCUUUCAUUGCUUUUUAUGAAACAACUAGACAAGAAGCAUUAGAUAUUGCUCAAAAUGGAUUUCCCUAUGGAGAUACUACUAAUACAGGAUAUAAAGAUUAUUUGCAUCUGAAACAAAGUAUUUUUUUUAUACGUUCAUGUAAAAGAGGAGGUUCUUCGCCUACAGAAGCGAUUAUAUGUGUUCGACUCAAUUUAGGACGAACAUUAGUAAUAACUGGUGAUACAAAUCCGAAUCUUAAUGAUUAUUUUGGACUUGGCGAUGGAAAAUGUGAUACAGUUUAUGUAAGAAAUACACGUCGGUUUUGUCUUCAAAUGCCAGGUCAAAUUGAAAAAUGGAUUAUUACAAUUAAUACUGGUGUUCCAGUUAAUGACAAUCUCGAUGGAGAUUUUUAUGUAGGUUGUCCUUAA
Messenger RNA from Rotaria sp. Silwood2, 861 nucleotides. NCBI's taxonomy places the organism in Eukaryota, Metazoa, Rotifera, Eurotatoria, Philodinida, Philodinidae. The record is from the annotation of a GenBank genome assembly.